This is a messenger RNA of Nannospalax galili (Upper Galilee mountains blind mole rat), 2731 nucleotides long. RefSeq names its product mesenteric estrogen dependent adipogenesis (gene Medag). Gene Ontology annotation, cellular component: cytoplasm. The coding region runs from base 707 to 1618 and encodes 303 amino acids. The transcript has 5 exons. Lineage: Eukaryota; Metazoa; Chordata; Mammalia; Rodentia; Spalacidae. The record is from RefSeq and is a predicted model, not a curated record.
UAGCGUGCUGCUCAUGGAAAGGGAGGCAGGGGUAGGAACCAGCGCCAGGAAAGGCUGAUAAGAGAAAACCUAGGUUCAUCUAGGCUGGGGUGGAGGAAGCUGAAGAUCUAGGCUGGGCAUGGGAUGCAGAUGCAGAUGCGGAUGCAGAUGGAACUCCGGCUCCAGCUCUGACAGUCUCUGGGUCCCAAGUGGAGAGACAGGAGCCAAGUGGUAUCUGAAGCAUGGGUGGGGCCUGAACGAGUUCUAGACCACCACCUGCCAGGCCUGGGCCUCGUGAGGAGGACGCUACCCGGGGCAAUGUGGGUCAGGCAGGGCGGGCCCCAGCGCCGGCCUGAGUGGCUGACCCGAGCGGGAUGACUAAAUCAGCCUUUGCCGAGGCGCGGCGAAGUGGGAGUGCGCCAAGUUAUGAAACACUGAUUGCUCGGCCAGAGCAUCUGGGGUCGCGCCGGUGCCAGGAGGGGCGCGGAUAAAAGGGGAUGUGCAGCACCAGGACCGCUUUCUCCGCGCUCUGCCUGCAGUGCCCCUGGGGGUGGCUAGCCGUCGGGGCGACAGGAGGGCUCCCGGGCAUCCGGUGCGCAGACUCUGGGCAGGCAGGCAGAUACAUCCCGGCGCUGGGCGGACGCAGCUGCUCUCCGGGACUCUGAAGUUUGGGGGGAGACUGGCUCCGCCAGGACUCCAGCGAGCUGAGAAAGACCCACGACCUGGUAUGGCGACCGCGGCGUGCGAGCCUGUGGCGAGGCCCAGCCUGACCUCCAUCUCGUCGGGGGAGCUGCGCAGCCUGUGGACCUGCGACUGCGAGCUGGCCUUGCUGCCGCUGGCGCAGCUGCUUCGCCUGCAGCCCAGCGCCUUCCAGCUGCGCGGGGAGCUGCUCGUGGUUCCCGGGCCGGGGGGACCCGCGGCCGCGCGUGGCGGCUUUAACAUCUUUUGUGAUGGCCUCGUGCGCCUCGACGGCCAGCUCUAUCGCCUCAGCAGUUACAUCAAGAGAUAUGUGGAACUGACCAAUUACUGUGAUUAUAAAGACUACAGGGAAACUAUAUUGAGCAAACCAAUGGUAUUCUUUAUUAACGUACACACCAAAAAGGACUCCUCAAAAGAAAGGACAUAUGCAUUUCUUGUAAACACAAGGCAUCCCAAGAUACGAAGACAGAUAGAGCAAGGGAUGGACAUGGUCAUAUCCUCAGUGAUUGGAGAAAGCUACCGACUUGAGUUUGAUUUCCAAGAUGUAGUGAAGAAAUUUUUCCCUCCAGGAACUCAAGUGAUGAAUGGAGAAAAUUUGAGCUUUGCCUAUGAAUUCAAAGCUGACGCCCUAUUUGAUUUCUUCUAUUGGUUUGGGCUCAGCAAUUCCACUGUAAAAGUAGAUGGAAAGGUUCUGAACUUGUCAAGCACAAAUCCAGAAAAGAAAGAGACAAUUAAGUUAUUUCUGGAAAAAAUGAGUGAACCUUUAAUCCGAAGGAGCAGUUUCUCUGACCGGAAAUUCAGUGUCACAUCUAGAGGUUCAAUAGAUGACGUUUUUAACUGCAAUCUGUCACCCAGAUCGUCACUGACAGAGCCGCCUUUGGCAGAAUUACAAUUUCCAAGUGUUCUGGAAUCUGAAGAGACACCCAGCCAAUUUGUCUGAUUGGACUGAACAUUCUAGCUAUUUCUCUUUGACUCCAGGCCUGUGGCAGACAGCUGGUUGAGGGGGUGAGAGGAGGUAGGAGUCAGGUAGUUCCACCCCCUUGCCAUCCCUUGUUCUUGGCUCUACAGAGAGCUCCUGUCUUCCAUUUCCCUGGAUGUGGUGCCGUGGCAGGUCCAGGGAGGCUAGCUUACAUUAAGGCUAUGGUUUCUAGAAUGGAAGGACUUUGACCCUAUGGCAUAGGAGUGGGGUGUCUUUGACUUUGAAUAUUUUCCCAAGGAGUCUGAGGUAUCCUUGGGAGCUUCCUUGGAAACCUCUGUGGGAGACAUCUGACUUGGAUGUCAACCCAUGAUUCUUCAUGUAUCACAGUGUGGCCUUCAGCUUAGGACUUACAUGUCUGUUCUCAGUCCCAGCAAGCCUGGGGUUAAUCUCUUCUCUUGCUAGGUAAAGCCUAUACCAUCUUUCACUGGUGCACAAGUAAGGUUUCAUCCUGCCUGUGUGAAAACUGAAGGGAAGCAUUCAAGGUACAGUUUGCUGAAGGAUCUGAUCCCUAUCAUCCACUGCCUGACAUGCAGAGCCAGGUGGUACUGUACCAACCAGUGGCAGGGCAGUGUGCUCCUCACUGCAGGCACACUAUGCCAGCUGGGCAUCUGAAAUAAGCUUUUAGCAGUCUUCACAUAAAAAGUCCAAGACAGCUGUAUCAUUACCACAGUGCAUUGAUUCAUCGAUGCACUUUUCAUCUCAAAGCUGCAAUAGAAUUCUUCAGAAGGAAAGAAAAUGAUCCUAUCUACACGUAAAAGUUUGCAUGAGUGGCCAGACAUGGAAUACACCUGUUAUCCUAGCACUCUGGAGGAAGAGGUAAUGGAAUCAGGAGUUGGAAACCAGCCUGGGAUGUCAACAUAGAAAACUGUCUCCUAAAAACAAAAUCUUUUGCAUUAAUGAAUUGCUGCAUGUGCUCAUAAGGAGAAAGAUUUAUGGGUUCUGCAAAUCAUUUUUCUGUCCUUUAAAAAAGUGUAACUUUAUUACAUGUUUUGAUAACACUCCUGGUGACCUGCCACUUAUAUUUGAAAUGUUACAUAGUACAUUUGCUCAAUUAAAGCUUUUCUUAACAUCCAA